AUGUCCUAUCCUCAGGGUUACCUCUACCAGCCCCCCGGCUCGCUGGCUCUGUACUCCUGCCCUGCGUACGGGGCGUCGGCGCUGGCGGCCCCCAGGAGCGAGGAGCUGGCCAGGUCUUCGUCGGGAUCGGCGUUCAGCCCUUACCCGGGAUCGGCAGCUUUCACCGCCCAGGCGGCGGCCACAGGCUUCACCAGCCCGCUCCAGUACUCCACAGACCCCGCCACGGGAUUCCCCUCCUACAUGGGCUCCCCUUACGACGCCCAUACGACGGGGAUGACCGGGGCCAUCAGCUACCACCCGUACGGCAGCCCUGCCUACCCCUACCAGCUCAACGACCCCGCGUACAGGAAAAACGCCACUCGCGACGCCACGGCCACGCUGAAGGCCUGGCUGCAGGAGCACCGCAAGAACCCCUACCCCACGAAGGGCGAGAAGAUCAUGCUGGCCAUCAUCACCAAGAUGACCCUCACCCAGGUCUCCACCUGGUUCGCCAACGCCCGCCGGCGGCUCAAGAAGGAGAACAAGAUGACCUGGGCCCCGCGGAACAAGAGCGAGGACGAGGAGGACGACGAAGGCGACGGGGCGAGGAGUAAAGAGCAGAGUCCCGAGAAGAUGCCCGAGAGCAACGAAACCUCCGCAGAGGACGAAGGGAUCAGCUUGCAAGUCGACUCGCUGACGGACCACUCCUGCUCCGCCGAGUCGGACGGCGAGAAGCUGCCCUGCCGAGCGGGAGACCCCCUCUGCGAGUCGGGCUCGGAGUGCAAGGACAAGUACGAGGACAUCGAAGAGGAGGACGAGGAGGACGAGGAGGACGAGGAGGACAUCGAGGAGGACGACGGUGGCGGCGGGGAGCAUGACCCGCCGGCCAAGCCAGCCACCUCCUCGCCGCUGGCCGCCGUGGAGGCCCCGCUCCUCGGCCACCCGCACGCCGACGCCGCCCGCAGCGCCAGCAAGGCGGUGCUGGGCGGCCGCUCAUCCCCCGGGCCCCCGACGCCGGCCACCAAGCCCAAACUCUGGUCACUGGCCGAAAUCGCCACCUCGGACCUCAAGAGCCAGAGCCUGGGCCAGGGCUGUCAGCCUGCGCCCCUCUCCUCGGCCACCCCCGCCUCGGCCCCGCACAGCGCUGCCUACUCGCCCUCCUCCCUCCUAGGGAGGCAUAUUUAUUACACCUCACCUUUUUAUAGCAAUUAUACAAACUAUGGGAACUUUAACGCUCUGCAGAGCCAGGGAAUCCUGAGAUACAACUCCGCAGCAGUGACUUCAAACGAGGGACUAAGUCAGACUGUCCUAAACGCCAGCUCUGUCCACAAGCAGAGCAGUGACUCUUUGAAAACGAUCACUAACCAGCUAGAGCAACAUUACAGGCCCUCUAGUUAUGACUCUAAGAAAGAUCCCACUGAAGUCUGCACAGUAGGAGUACAACCAUACCUAUAGAAGUGCAAUCACACAGCAAUGCAAGUAGGUGUCACAAUUGCUUUGAAAAAAGUCAGCAAGCCAUCAUCUCUCCCCGAGCUAAUAUAUAUAACAAAUCUCUAAAUCCGGAUCACAUCUUGUGCCACUGUAUAAAAGAAGACCACAGAGCACUAUUAAAUCUUCAGACUCUAAUUAUUAAAAGAGAACUUUGUUGGACAUAUGUGAGUUUGCUGGUAUAGUAUAGUUUCCCCAAUGUAUGUGUGACUUUUGAAAACAGAUCUGUUUUUCUCAGGAUAUCUUGAAUUGAUCACUUCAUUGCCACGGUAUAUAUUCGAUAGGUGUGAUAGGAUUUACUGUAAAAUUUAUUUGUAAAAGAUGUAUACAGUAGAGAUAAUAAAGAUGUGAUUGGAGAACUUGAGUCCUUACAAAGUGGAAACAAAUUUGAUAUUUAUUUUUGUAACGAUAUAAAGCUUCUAGUAAUUUAUGCAAGUUGUAUUGCAAUGGAAUCUGAACUUUUUGUAAAUAAAUUUUGCCUGGUUUUUAUUUGAAAC
Apus apus (common swift) is the source of this 1964-nucleotide messenger RNA. It is a transcript of the gene IRX2, whose product is annotated as iroquois homeobox 2. The coding region runs from base 1 to 1434 and encodes 477 amino acids. Gene Ontology annotation, molecular function: DNA-binding transcription factor activity, RNA polymerase II-specific; RNA polymerase II cis-regulatory region sequence-specific DNA binding. The transcript is spliced from 5 exons. Gene Ontology annotation, biological process: neuron differentiation; regulation of transcription by RNA polymerase II; cell development. Lineage: Eukaryota; Metazoa; Chordata; Aves; Apodiformes; Apodidae. Gene Ontology annotation, cellular component: nucleus. The record is from RefSeq and is a predicted model, not a curated record.